AAUGUCCCGAGAUAAAGAAAGACACAUGAUCCCUUUUAGAUUGCCUGGAUUGGGCUGUAUGACGAUGUGGACAGCUGGAGAUGGUCGCUGGCAGAUGGCAGUUUCUACAAAGACGGGGAGACUGAGUUCAGGAAGUGGUCGACUGAUGAACCGAACAAUAGAAACAGUGGCGAACACUGCACAGAGAUGUAUGAUAAAGGAACGUGGAAUGAUAAACGCUGUGAUGAGCUCUCUGCAGCAGUCUGCAUCAAUGCCACUGGGCCAAAUCACACAUUUGUCUUCAUUUCCCAAAACAUGACAUGGGCCGAAGCCCAGAGCUACUGCCGAGCAAACCACAGAGACCUGGCCAGUGUGAGAAAUGAGGCAGAAAACCAACAAAUAAAGGAUCUGGUACCACCGGGACAAAAAGUCUGGAUCGGACUUUUCAGAGACUCCUGGAAGUGGUCAGAUGGAACUAACUCCUCGUACACAUACUGGAACGAUUACGAACCCAAUAACAUAGCUGGGAAGGAGGCUUGUGUAGCAGCAAACAUAGACCCACAUGGCAAAUGGGAGGACUGGAACUGUGAUACGACAGCAGCCUUUAUCUGCUAUGGUGAGUGAUAAUCCAAUGAUUCCAGGAAAAGCUGACAGUCAAAGCUUCGCUGGCUUUCAUUGUUUAAAAAGUUGAAAUGUGAAAGAAUGGCAAUUAUUAUCUCCCAGACAUUCUGUAACUGAUAACACUUGCUAUGUUAUUGUUGUUUUUCUAAGCCGUGCCCGUGGUUAAAAAGCAACUGGUGAGACUGAGGCUGACGAAAAAGGACUCGUCUCUGGAUCUGAACAACCCUGCUGUGAUGGAGAAGCUCUUGAAGCAGGUCGUUCACCUCUGACCUUUGUCAUUUUAAAUUUAAAAAAGGCUAAAUUAAAUGUGUGAUAGACAGUGCAAACAUGUAUAUGUCAUCAUUGUUGAAUGUAGACUCACAUCAUACAACUGAAAACAAUGUAGCAGCUAUGAUUAAACUAUAAGAAGACAAACAUAA
Messenger RNA from Centropristis striata (black sea bass), 1019 nucleotides. RefSeq names its product lactose-binding lectin l-2-like. The transcript has 2 exons. Bases 187 to 603 code for a protein of 138 amino acids. Lineage: Eukaryota; Metazoa; Chordata; Actinopteri; Perciformes; Serranidae. The record is from RefSeq and is a predicted model, not a curated record.